AUUUAAUGUUAAUCGUAAUGAUACAUGUAAACCGAGGUCCAUCCAUAUUUUUCGCAUAUAAAUACAUAAAGGUGUUACAUUGGUACAGUAAUUGAAAAGUCGUGUUAAAGAUUACAGAAAAAAAAAUGAAGUUAGCUUUAGUUUGUUGUGUGAUCUUCUUAGUAGCUCUAGCUUCUGCUAGACCCGAGGGCGAUAAAUACACCACCAAAUAUGACAAUAUUGAUUUGGACAAUAUUAUUAAAAGUGAUAGAUUGCUGAGAAGUUACGUCGAUUGCCUUUUAAACAGGAAAACGUGUACCAAAGAAGGAGAAGCUUUAAAAGAAAUACUUCCUGACGCAUUGAAGACCAAAUGCGAAAAAUGUAGCGAGAAACAGAAAAGUGGGGCCAAGAAACUGAUCAGAUUCAUGUUGAAGGAGAGGAGGAACAUGUGGGAUGAACUUGAGGCAGUUUAUGAUCCCGAAGGCAUUUACAGGAAAACCUACGAAAAAGAACUAAAAGAAGAAGGCAUUGAAGUUUAAGUUAAUUUUAUUUAAUUUUACCUGCCAUUAAAAUGAUAUUUGUAUUUAGACAAUAAUUGAAAAUAAAUAUAUUAUAAUUAAUUA
Molecule: messenger RNA, 602 nt
Organism: Psylliodes chrysocephalus
Lineage: Eukaryota; Metazoa; Arthropoda; Insecta; Coleoptera; Chrysomelidae
Source: the annotation of a GenBank genome assembly